This is a messenger RNA of Jaculus jaculus (lesser Egyptian jerboa), 1662 nucleotides long. RefSeq names its product aminopeptidase like 1 (gene Npepl1). Lineage: Eukaryota; Metazoa; Chordata; Mammalia; Rodentia; Dipodidae. Gene Ontology annotation, biological process: proteolysis. The coding region runs from base 1 to 1572 and encodes 523 amino acids. Gene Ontology annotation, cellular component: cytoplasm. The transcript has 12 exons. Gene Ontology annotation, molecular function: metalloaminopeptidase activity; manganese ion binding. The record is from RefSeq and is a predicted model, not a curated record.
AUGGCGAACGUGGGGCUGCAGUUCCAGGCGAGCGCCGGGGACGCGGACCCGCAGAGCCGGCCCGUGCUGCUGCUCGGCCAGCUGCACCACCUGCACCGCGUGCCCUGGAGCCACGUCCGCGGGAAGCUGCAGCCCCGGGUCACCGAGGAGCUCUGGCAGGCCGCUCUGGCCACACUCAACCCCAACCCCACGGACAGUUGUCCCCUGUACCUGAACUGCGCCACCGUGGCAGCCCUGCCCUCCAGGGUGAGCCGGCACAACAGCCCCUCGGCUGCCCACUUCGUCACUAGGCUUGUGCGGACCUGCCUACCUCCUGGAACGCAUCGGUGCAUCCUGAUGGUCUGUGAGCAGUCUGAUGUCUUCGCCUCGGCCUGCGCUCUGGCCCGGGCCUUCCCGCUGUUCACUCAGCGCUCAGGGGCUUCACGGCGCACAGAGAAGAGGACCGUCACGGUGGAGUUCUCCCUGGUGGGACAGGACAACGGGCCAGUGGAAGUGUCCACACUGCAGUGCUUAGCGAAUGCCACUGAAGGUGUGCGGCUGGCCGCCCGCAUUGUGGACACACCAUGCAAUGAGAUGAACACAGACAUUUUCCUUGAGGAGAUUAGCAAAGUUGGAAAAGAGCUGGGGAUCGCCCCCACUGUCAUCCGGGAUGAAGAGCUGAAGACGAGGGGAUUUGGAGGUAUCUAUGGGGUUGGCAAAGCUGCUCUACACCCGCCAGCUCUGGCUGUCCUCAGCCACACGCCUGAUGGGGCCACGCAGACCAUUGCCUGGGUGGGCAAGGGCAUCGUCUACGACACGGGGGGCCUCAGCAUCAAAGGGAAGACCACUAUGCCAGGGAUGAAGCGAGACUGUGGGGGUGCUGCAGCCAUCUUGGGGGCCUUCAGAGCAGCCAUCAAACAGGGUUUCAAAGACAACCUCCAUGCAGUGUUCUGCUUGGCUGAGAAUGCAGUGGGACCCAACGCCACUCGGCCCGAUGACAUUCACUUACUGUACUCAGGAAAGACCGUAGAAAUCAACAACACAGACGCGGAGGGCAGGCUGGUGCUGGCCGAUGGCGUGUCCUAUGCCUGCAAAGACCUAGGAGCUGACAUCAUUGUGGACAUGGCCACUCUGACUGGGGCCCAGGGCAUCGCCACGGGGAAGUACCAUGCCGCCGUGCUCACCAACAGUGCCGACUGGGAGGCAGCCUGUGUGAAGGCUGGCCGGAAGUGUGGGGACCUGGUGCACCCCCUGGUCUACUGCCCAGAGCUGCACUUCAGCGAGUUCUCCUCAGCUAUGGCUGACAUGAAGAACUCAGUGGCGGACCGAGACAACAGCCCCAGCUCCUGUGCUGGCCUCUUCAUAGCCUCCCACAUUGGAUUCGACUGGCCUGGUGUCUGGGUCCACCUGGACAUUGCUGCUCCGGUACAUGCUGGUGAGCGAGCCACAGGCUUCGGUGUGGCCCUCCUGCUGGCGCUCUUUGGACGUGCCUCUGAGGACCCGCUGCUGAACCUGGUGUCCCCGCUGGACUGUGAGGUGGACGCUCAGGAGGGUGACAUGGGGCGAGACUCCAAGAGACGUAGGCUCGUGUGAGGGCCACCUCCUGCCUCUGCUCAGCGACACAGAGCUCUUCACCUCAUUUUGCACUGAUUAAUUUUAAGCAAUUAAAAGACUAGACCUGCA